AUGUCUGACGUUCAUAAGAUCGACACCGAGCUCAAGGAGCACAACAGCCACAACUUUGUCGGCAAUGGUGCUGAGCUCAGUCGUCAAGUCACCGUUCAAUUGAGCCCUGAGCAGUACGAACGUCUGUUCUUCCAGCCGUCGGCACCUCGUCGUGGUGAUUUUGCCAAACGAUUCGGUAACCCAACAUUGCUCGGUCUGGUCGGGUUCUUAAUCCCAUACACAUCGACCAUUCUCCUCCUCUGCGGCUUCCAGGGUGGCGUCGCGCCUCAGAGUCUGAUUGGGCUGAGCGGUGAUUACUACUUCUUUGGUUGCAUUGCAAUGAACCUUGCCGGUAUCGCUGAAUUUAUUCUCGGAAACACCUUCCCAAUGGCGGUCUUUAUCAUCUACGGCAGUCACUGGGGCAGUCUUGCAUACCAGCAAGAUCCCAUUCAUCAGACGACAGCUCCCUUUGCCGAGCUGGGUGGCGCCAACGGCGCAGCCUACAAUUCCUCCCAAGGCUUUCAUAAUGUCACAAUGGCGAUCGCAAGCUUCGUUUUCUUCAUGGGCACCUUCCGUGUCAACGUGUUCUUCACGCUGACAUUCUUCGGCCUCAUCAUGCUCUUCUCUUUCAUCGCCGCAGCAGACUUCCGCGUGGCCCACGCCACGAGCGAAGCUGAUGUAGAGCACAUCAACAAGCUACUGCACAUUGCCGGAGGGUUCGGUUUCAUCGGUCUGGUGUGCGGUUGGUAUCUGGCUAUUCUGACCGCUUGCGAAGCUGUCGGCAUUCCGUGCCCACUACCUGUUCUUGACUUGAGCAGCAAGGUGUUCCCGAAGAAAGACACGAGUGCGAAUGCGAAUGGCGAAUGA
This is a messenger RNA of Didymosphaeria variabile, 846 nucleotides long. RefSeq lists its product as uncharacterized. Bases 1 to 846 code for a protein of 281 amino acids. Gene Ontology annotation, molecular function: acetate transmembrane transporter activity. The record is from RefSeq and is a predicted model, not a curated record. Gene Ontology annotation, cellular component: plasma membrane. The transcript is spliced from 4 exons. Lineage: Eukaryota; Fungi; Ascomycota; Dothideomycetes; Pleosporales; Didymosphaeriaceae.